Ceutorhynchus assimilis (cabbage seed weevil) is the source of this 372-nucleotide messenger RNA. NCBI's taxonomy places the organism in Eukaryota, Metazoa, Arthropoda, Insecta, Coleoptera, Curculionidae. The record is from the annotation of a GenBank genome assembly.
AUGGAAGAAAUAAAAAAAGAAAAAGAACAGUUAGAUACGAAAAAGGCUGAAAAUCUGAAAAAAUUAAAGGAAGCAGAGCAAAAAUUAAUAGAGGCCAAAGAAGCAAAUAAACUAGUUUAUGGAUUUAAAGGAAUAUAUGAAGAAGAAGUAAGACAAAAACGCCUAGGCCCUGAUAGUUUAGACCCAGCUGAAGUUUACGAAUCUCUCCCGGAAGAAUUGCAAAAAUGUUUCGAUGCCAGAGAUGUAAAACUGCUUCAAGAAACCAUUUGUAAAAUGGCCAAAUAUCAUAUCAAAAGGUGCGUCGAUUCGGGAUUAUGGGUACCACAAGGUCCAGAAGGCACCCAAGAUCCUAAAGAAGAUAAAAAUGAAUAA